GCAACCAGUUGCUCCAGCCCCGCUCCUCGUUGACAUGUCCCAGAGAAGGCGGCGCAUACGGCGGCCUCUCAGCUCAAGCCGAGCCAUAAGUUGAGGACAUUCGGGGGACGCAGGUUGUGAACGACAGAGGUUUACAUGCGUGCGCUUCCCCGCUGUCGGUUCUUGGAGGAAUGAGAGGCGUAUGUUCGGCUCUUAAGAUGGGAUUGUUUUUGCACGCUGUGGGUUCUGUGAGCCCCACGGAGUCCGCAGCAGAGAGGAGCUUGACCCAGUGUGAAGGCGUCAACAACCAGAGUUACUUCUGCGAGUACGGACACUGCUGCGGAGAAUCCCAGUGCUGCAGUUAUUACUAUGAAGUUUGGUGGUUUUGGCUGGUGUGGGUAAUCAUCCUAAUUUUGUGCUUCUGCUGCAUUUGCCACCAUCGACGCACAAAACACAGACUGCAGCAGCAACAACGGCAGCACGAGAUCAACCUCAUCGCUUACCGUGAAGCACACAACUUUCCCUCAGUUCCCUUCUACUUCAGGUUUCUGCCAAACUACCUCCUUCCCGACUAUGAAGAGGUGGUCAAUCGGCCUCCGACCCCUCCACCUCCUUACACUGCCUUAAGCACAAGCCCAUCCUCAAUGUCUUCUGUUCCCAUGGCUCCUGAGCAGCAGAUGGGACACUGUCAGUCCAUCCAGUCCACCCCUGUCCCCCCAGUCUCUGAUGGUCUGGGCAGCAGACCCACAAUAGAGGAACUGCCUCCUCCUAUAUUUGACUUUAGGCCGAAGGAUGACAACAAACCCGUGCAAACAGCACGAGAUUCCAGCAUUAUUCCUCUGUCAGACAGGCUGAAUGUGGAGACACUCACCAGCCAGGAGAAGAAAACAGAAGGUGGGGAUGACUCCUGCAAGGACCCCCUGCUAAAGGACUUCACCCUGUCAGAAGGCUGUACUGAUGAUAAAGAGCGGCUCCCCAAUGGAAGGAGGCGGCGUUUCACUGGGGACUCUGGGAUUGAGGUGUGUGUGUGCGGCUCACGUGGGAGCAACAGUUGUGGUGGAGCCGGAGGGACAGACCAGGACGGUAAGGAACGAGAGAGCCUGCUGGGGCACAGUGGGGAGGACAAUAAUGAGGAGGAGGAUGCGGGCGACUUCUGCGACAGUUGUGGUCAUCGAGCCUCCCUGAAUUUGGAGGAGGACCAGGCUCUGGUUGGGUUGGAGAGGAGGCCCGGACGCGGGCUGCCGGGAACCCCUCAGAUGCCUCAGAAUGUAGGCAGCGGCUCACUCAGCGCCCCUGUGUGCCUUCUCCUCCACACCAUCAGUGAACAGGACGGCCCGACCCAUAGUUCUGACCCGCAGGGCUGAAACACGGUCCUUAUUCACACAGGAAAGGAGAACAGAUUUGCUGAGUUUGGUGCUGAGCAUUGUUUGAAGCUCCUUCAGAUUGUUUUAUAAUUGAGUACAUCUUAGAACAACCAGAUGUGGGAGCAGCAAAAUGACUGAUCCAAAGGUGGAGACACCUUGCUCUUCUCCAUACUGGUCCCAGUGGCCUUAAACAGUGCAUUAUGGGUUAUGCAGUGCAAGCCUGUUCAAGCUCUGCUCUCUGCAGUCAUCCUUCUCCUUCAGCCCAACCCACUGACUCGGUGAAGGUCUUCACAGCUGAAGUGGGGGAAUGAGAAAGGAACGGUACCUGUGCAAUUGCAUGAAAUCUGCAGAGCUGUUCUCUGCUGCCACCGAACUACGUGAUGGUGAUCGGAAGGUGCACAGCAGGAACAUUUUAUAUGCAGUCACCUGUGCGACCAGAUGAAUUGAUACUGUAUGGGAUGUCGGGAGCAGACUGCAGGAUGUCCCGCUAGUCAUGCUUCUAAAGAUCUUUUUCAGCAGCAGUUAUUAACCACUCUGCCUUCUGUUUGUCUUGCUCUAUCAGCCUUGCAAGUUAUAGGGUAGUUAAUGUUCAUUAUUAAAACAUAAAUCAAAGUGUGAACACUUCCAGUUUUGCACAUUUUCUAUAAAAGUUAAAUAUUUUUUCAAAGUAAAACCAAACCAAACUUAGGUUUAGUUUUUCCCUAAUUUAGUCUCGAGUUGUGGUUUGUGAUUAGUUUGUCACAUGUUUAAAUAAAUAGAUCAGUGUGUGUGUGUGGUGUUAUUAGUAGGAAAUGUAACAUUUACGUGGCGUACAAUCAUUUUCUAUCUGAAGUAGCUGAAUGUAUGUAGUCAGUGCCUAACAAACCGCAGUGUGUGAUUUUGAGGAACAAUGAUAAGCUUUAGUGAAACUGACAAAUGCUGAUAAAGCAGACACUGAAAUCAAGAAUGUUGGGCUUCAGAGAGAGAUUAAAACUGAAAUGGGCAACACCCAGCCUCUUUCAGUCACACAGAUUAUCACCUUCACCAGCUUCUAAAUGAAAAUAUUAAUCCCUCAUUAGAACCAUUGUACUACUAUUAAGAUUUGAUGUUGCUUUUUGGAGCAACUUCCAUUCUGAUGUCAUUAAAUGUUUCAGCAAAAUGGUUUUUGAAACAGAUUUAUAAGUUGAAGUUUGUCCUUUUUAAAACCUUUGGUGUUUGCACUGUUCAGUUAGAGAGGAAAGUCAAGAAUAAACCUAAACGUUUGUAUUUGGGUGGUUACUUAAUAUUUAGGCAUCUGUUAAAAUAAGGCUGGAUGAGUCAACUAAAAGGUAGUUGUAUUGGUUUCUCCUGAUAUGAAAUCCUUCCAAAAGUGUUCAUAGCCUUGAAUAUUGUUUUCUCACAACAAACUUCACUGCAUUUUUAUUGAGAUUUUUAGUGACUUGCCAGCAUAAAGUAGAGCACGGUUUUCUACAUUUUCAACAAAUAGAAAUCUGAAAAGUGUGGAAUGUGAAGCUUCUUUCACUUUGAGUCUUUUGGGGUUCGUCUCUUCCUGCUUUGCUCAUCUAGGGACUGAGUCUUGCGACCUCUAACAGGCUUUCAUCCAGGAUCAACCUGUGUAUAACUCCAUCCAUCUUCUACUGAAGUCUGAACCAGAUUCCCUGUUCCUGCUGGAGAAAAGCAUCCCUUCAGUACCAUGCUGCCACUACCGUGUUUGACUGUGGGGUAAUGCGUUUCAGCAGCGUUGCAUUUUCACAACACAACGGUGAUUUGCGCCUCCUCCAGAAGGUUUCAUUUUGGUCUCAUCAGAGCAGCUUCUUCCACAUCUUUGCAGUGUGCCCUAGAUGACUUGUGGCAAACUGCUGUGUAUCUCUGCAACUCCUCCAGAGUUGCCAUGGUCUUCUUGGCUGCUUCCCUGAUUAGUCCUCGCCCUGCUCUGCCUGUCAGUUUAGGUAAUGGCUAUCUUGUUUUAUUGUGUUAUAACCUAACCGUUCUCUAAACUCCUCCAGUCUUCUCCCUGGCCUGUUUGCUGAUGUGUUCCUUGGUCUUCAUCAUGUUUUUCACUAAUGUCCAAUAAACCCCCGACACCCUGACAGAACAGGCGGAUUUAAAAUCAGAAUGAAUUACUCUGUUUACUAAUCAGGUGACCUCUGAAGGCAACUGGUUGCUCUAGAUUUAUUUAGGGGUAUCAGAUUAAAGGGGCCUUUAAACACAUGAUUUCAGAUCUUUAUUUGUAAAAAGGAUCAUUUACUUAAAACUUCACAACUAUGAACGACUUCUUGAUCUGUGACAUAAAAUCAAAGGAAUGCUUAGAGGUUUGUGGUUGUAAUGUAACAAAGUUGUCUUUGUGAUCUAAGUUUCCACAACAAUUAAAUUACACACUUAGUCGUGUGGUAUAGAGAUGUUUAUUUCUGUACAACUAAGUUCCGGUAAGAACUUCCGGUUGACUCAAGUGGGUGUGGUAUAAAAGAAGCCGGCCACGCCCCUGAGACGUGUGUCUCCUGUGUGUUUCCACUGAGUGGUUCGCGUCCUGUGGGACUUGGCUGCAGACGAGUGACAGAUUGUAAAGUGUGGUAUCUGCGGUUUUGAUUUCCUUGUGGUAGAUGUUCUCUCUUGCUGCACUACGGCUGAUCUUUGUAGAAAAGCUAAGUUUAGUAUGAUUAUAGGUGAUCGCCACAGUCCUGCUUCUCCUCUUCCUCCUGUGCGUGUGUGUGGACCGGCAGGUGGGUAUGUUAAUUCUCAUUGUCGGCUCAAGUUUCUUACUUUAACUGAACUAGUGAUCAACUAAUUAAAUCUCAUAGGUCUUUCCUGAUAACUGGAUCGCUGCUGUUUUGUCUCCGGACCUGUUUCCGAUGUCUGGAUCUCGGUGGAUCUUACCGGUGGUUGAAUUGUUUGGGGUGUAGCGCCCAGCUCACAUCCCGCUGCAGCGUGGCUAGUGGGCCACAUUUGGUCCCAAUCCUCUUUUAACUUAGUUUGGGGGAAGUCACUGGGUUAAUUUUACUUUAUUUUGUAAAUUACUUUGUUUUUUUAUUUUUAUUAUACUGGGGUGUUCAUGAUAUUUAUUGUUUUUAUUUUGCAGCUGAGGCCCGGUGGUGGUGCUGGUGUGACGGUGUCUUCCUCCUUUGUGUUGCGUGAUUCCUGAGUUUGGGUUGUCUUACUGUCUGGUGCCUUUUUAAUGAGGGUUAUUUUUGUUUUUCUGUGUUUAGUGCAGGCCGUCCCUCUGUACUGUUUUUUUUUUUUUUUCUUCUUUUUUAUUUAUUUUUCUUUGAUCACAAGUUUUUUAAAGGUUUUUAAAUUAGGACUUAAUAAAUUGACUUUGUAAAUUCGGAUCUCGUUUCAGUGGUCACAUGUAUUGUUAUAAAUGAACCUGUGUGCCUUUUUCUUACACAAAGGUAAUAUUCUCUGGGUGAAAUUCCCAGGGUGGCGUUUUUGAGCUUUUUUAUCCUUGAGUUUGGGGUUAUGGUACCUAAUAUCGCCACAUACUGAAGAAGUCACUGAUGUUUUGUGCAACUUGAAUCAUUUGGAACCUGGAAUUAGAUUAUAUAACACUUUCCUUCCUACAACUGCAAGGAAGCGCACAGCCCCAUCUCUGCAAAGCGCAAACCUUUUUAACAUUUGGUCAAACCAAUUUAUUUUAGUAUGCAUAUAUACUGAAAGCACCUUGCAGGAGGCCGUCUCCCCUCAUUCUUCAGCACAGGGUUACAGUGCAAUGAGAAACUCUGUAUUACCACUAAGCUGAUUGAGCUUUAUGCAUCACGACUUGGACACACUUUAAAGUGCUUUACAUAUUAGCGCAUUUUGUGAACUAAAGGUGGAGUAUUGCGUACUUUUAUCUCAUUAAAGAAGUAUUUUCAUAUAUGCUUGUUAUUUAAAUGUAAGAGAUAUAACAUCCUAAAACCACUUUAUAAUUGCAAAUUGUGUGCAGUCAUCUGUAACGUGUUGGAGAACCAUAUAGUUGCUUUCAUAUUUUUAAUAUAAAAAUCAUUAGCUUUAUUUCCAUGGACAGAUUUAUUAUGGCUAAUACUGAGUUCUUAUAGAAAAUCUCCCUGCAUUGCGAGGUUGUGGGAAAGGUACAUUUCACUAACCAUAAGCAGUUCUGGGGCUCAACGCAGUUUUGCCAAAGAUGCUUUUUUGGUUUUAAGUUUGUGUUUUGCACAUAUUCUGUGAAUGUUCUGAUCAUAAGCCAUUUAUUUCAGCAACUAAGAUGAAUGUAAAUUCAAUAAAUAUAAGUUUACAGAC
This is a messenger RNA of Girardinichthys multiradiatus, 5558 nucleotides long. RefSeq names its product WW domain binding protein 1-like b (gene wbp1lb). The transcript has 4 exons. Lineage: Eukaryota; Metazoa; Chordata; Actinopteri; Cyprinodontiformes; Goodeidae. The coding region runs from base 171 to 1343 and encodes 390 amino acids. The record is from RefSeq and is a predicted model, not a curated record.